Arachis duranensis is the source of this 1155-nucleotide messenger RNA. RefSeq lists its product as uncharacterized. The record is from RefSeq and is a predicted model, not a curated record. Bases 1 to 1155 code for a protein of 384 amino acids. The transcript has 2 exons. NCBI's taxonomy places the organism in Eukaryota, Viridiplantae, Streptophyta, Magnoliopsida, Fabales, Fabaceae.
AUGGAAAAUCAUGGCCACUAUCUCUCUAUAAGAUUUUGGAAGCCCGACUUUAAUUCGGAGAAGGCGGAGAUAGAUAAGAUUGCGGCGUGUGUGAGACUUCCCAGUUUAGCAAUCGAGUAUUAUGAGGAACAGAUGCUUAGACAAAUCGGGAACAUCAUCGGCAGAACCCUUAGAGUAGACACCUACACGGUAGAGAAAUGCAGAGACAAAUUUGUGCGACUUUGUGUCGAGUUGGACCUCAUUGAACUACUUGUAGCUCAAUAUGCCAUCAAUGAAGUCCGUUACUUAGUGGAGUACGAAGGAAUUCAUAACAUAUGCUUUGCAUGCAGGAUGGUCGAACAUAAGAAGCAAAGAUGCCCGAAAAAGGUUCAAAAUAAGCCUCCUGGAAGCACUGAACAGCAACAUGCAAGGAUGAAUCAAGAAGGUGAAAGGAUGAAAAACCAACAAAGCAGGGAAGAAGACAGGGGUAAGAAGGGAAAGGGCAAAGAAGUCCAGGAGGAACAAAGAGAAGCCUUUGGACUAUGGAUAAUUGUCCAAAAAACUACACGCGGCAGGAAAACGGUAAAAGAAGGUGUAGGUACAGUUAGUGGAGUGGAUGGAGAGACAAGCAAAAAUGGAAAGAAAGUGGUUAGUGGUAUGAAGUUCGUUAUUCUGAAUGAUGAGGAGGCUACGAAUGCCAAUGAUGGUGCAAUGGGACCACAGGAGCAAAAUAUGGAAAGAAUUUCUAUAGGACCUAACAUAAACCAAAAUAGACCCCAACAAGUAGAGAAAAGUCCAAACCAGAACCAAAAACUUGCAAACGAGACACCUGUCUCCGCACUACCUCAGCCCCAAAAAUCGCAACCCAACCUAGGUCAAGAUAGACUAACACUGAACAAAAACCUUGGCCAAGAAACUCAUGUCUCUAAGACAUCAAAGACCCAUCCUAACAAGAACAAUACAAGCAACAUAUGUGCACAAGUCAGUAACCCCCAAAGUAAUCCCAACACAUUUGAGCACAACCUGGAGUUAGAUAUGGAAGACUCUUUUAUUCCAGAAACAGUUAACACAAAUGAAGAGAUAGAGUAUAAUCAAGAGCCAGAGCUUCCAAACCUCAAUUCCAUCAAUACAGAGUUGAUGGUUGUAGUAGCGAAGAGGGUGGAGGAGCAACUAUAA